Aureobasidium subglaciale EXF-2481 is the source of this 345-nucleotide messenger RNA. RefSeq lists its product as uncharacterized. Lineage: Eukaryota; Fungi; Ascomycota; Dothideomycetes; Dothideales; Saccotheciaceae. The transcript has a single exon. The record is from RefSeq and is a predicted model, not a curated record. Bases 8 to 214 code for a protein of 68 amino acids.
GUCGGUCAUGACAGGGCUUGAGAGGUGUGAUUCUGCAUCUUUCGAAUUCUUCAGUGUGAGGGAUGGCUCAAAAGUCACAGCUACAGUGCAUGGCGUGUUCGGAGUAGUCUCGAUUAUCUACACGACAUACGGGGUACAAAGACUAUUAUUUCAAUGGUCGCCCUUCAAGGCAACCGCUGUGAAGCGCAGUGGAAGACACGAGAGUCGUGGAUAGGUACUCGAAGUAGCGUCUGGAGCAUCGAAAACACCUCAGAAGUCAGAGAUUGUUUGACUCGGCUGCUACCGAAAAUCCGCAAAACGGUCACAGUGCGGUAUUGAAAAGGACACCCAAUCCGAAUGGCCGUC